GUUUUCUAAACGACAUCGUUUUAGCUUAGGGCUUAGAAAACGACGCCGAUCCUCUCUUGUCUGGUUUUGUUCGUGAUUUCCGAUUCUCCGAUCUUAAAGUUUCCAUUUUUUUGGAAGCUUAUGUUAAAAUCGGAUCCUAAAGCGUUGAUAUUACGCUUCUUCGUCCCGUUGGGAUAGAUAAAAAAGCUCGCAUUCUAUUUGAGUUAGAGAAUCAUCGAGAUUGUGCAGCACAAGAAUCAGAGAGUAGGAUUAAAUUUAAAGGUAAGGGACUGACUGUAUGGGAAUUUGUAAAACAAGGCAUGAGUUCGUCUUUGUCGCUCCUCCCAGAGAAGAAGCCAGAGACGAGAUCUCUUGUGGAACAAAGAAUAUAUUUUGAUUUAAGGAUCCUAUGAGUGAACCAGCUUGUUUUGUGUUUUGAAGCUACAAGAGGUUUAUAGGGUUUAUCAAGGAUUCACCACUUGUGUUCUUUUUUAUUUAUUUAUCAGGGAAUCAUCGAAUUGUGUAAUGGGAAUUGUUUUGGAACCUCCUUGUCCUAAAAGCGUUGAUGGGAUUAGCAUUGACCCUGAGCCUAAUUGGAAUUUCGAUAGUUUGGUCGCUGAGAUCGAGUCUGUUGAAAAGAAGCUCAAUGGCUUCUCAAUGUUUCCCCAGCCAAUUACUAACACUACCUUAAGGAUAGGAAGGAGUGGUGGAGGAUUUGUGAUGCGUGUAUCAGAUGAAGAGAUGGAGAGUGAUGAUGUAGAAGAAGAAGAAGAAGAAGAAGAUCAUAGUCAAAUCUGUACAGCGGGGAAACGUUUUGCCUGUGAUGAGCUUUAUUUGAGUGAUGAAUCUGAUGAUGAGUUUGAUCAUGAACCUGAGUAUAUGAUGAAUAAAAUGGGUCUGGCUGAGAGUGCCCUAUAUGAGGUUAUCAAUGACCACCAAACCGAAAUUAAGGACGACAUUAGGAAUCAAGUAUCAGUUGUUGAAACGGAAAUAAUGAAUGAGAUUGAAACGUCUCGCUCUGCCAUAGCCCGGGUUGAAAAGUACAGUGAAACUCGAAAAGAAGUUGAACGGAAACUUGAUCUUCAAUAUCAGCGAAAAGUUGCUGAAGCACUUGAUACCCAUCUGACUGCAGUCCAACGUGAACAUAAAAUUAAAUCGCAAAUAGAAGAAAGAAAGAUAAGGAGCGAGGAAGCUCAGGAGGAGGCCAGGAGGAAGGAAAGGGCUCAUCAAGAAGAGAAAAUAAGUCAAGAAAAAGCUCACGCAGAGGCUGAAAUGCUAGCAAAAAUCAGAGCUGAAGAAGAAAAGAAAGAAGUUGAGAGAAAGGCAGCCAAAGAAGUAGCUGAAAAAGAAGUAGCAGAUCGCAAAGCUGCCGAACAAAAACUUGCGGAACAGAAGGCUGUGAUAGAGAGUGUUACGGGGGGUUCAGCUACAUCAAAUGCUCAAGCUGGGGGUAAAUCAAUCCGAGCUGCAGAAAAUGCUUUGACAUUGGAGAACCACAGAUUGAAAAAGCUCGAAGAAUUAGAAACAAUGAACCAAUCGCUAAAGUCACGUUCAAAUGAGAACUUUAGCAGUUUUGAAAAGCAUAUUGGAAGGGUUAUAAGGCAAAUAAGUGGGACAAAGGAUAGUGUAAGUGGGAAAAUCAAUGAAAUUGUCAAAAUAUUUAAAGACCCUCGUUGUCCGGUAUCCAUAAGUAUUGCAGCUUUUGCAAAGAAGAUGGUCACCACUAAGGAGAAACCAAACCCUUUUGCAUCCAGCUAUGUCAUUGUUUACAUCACCUCCCAGUUUCCACAAGCUAUGGAUAUUCUUCUUGCUGAAUUCCACAAAGCUUGCAUUUACACUGUUCCAAAGCAUAUUAUAAACUCACAGUCAGCGUGGGAUUCAGACGCAUAUGAACGCCUAGAUUCUAUAAUGAGGCUCUACGGUGCACUUGUUCAGACCGAUAUCCGCGGUGGCAAUGCUACCAACGUUCAUGGGAUCGAACAUGGAUGGGCUUGGUUAGCCCGGUUUCUUAACAAAAUCCCAGCCAACAGAGCCACUGCAACAGCCUUGAACUCCUUUCUCCAGACGGCAGGGUUUGGUCUUCAUCAGCGGUACAAAUCUCAGUUUGUGAAGGUUGUGAAUGUUGUGAGAGAGCAUUUCUUACAGAAAUUGAAGGCGAAAAAGGACACGUCUGAUCUACUAUUGAUCAUAGCCGAAAUCACAGCGUACUUAGAUGACCGGAUGUAUCUCAAGGAACCUGAAGGAAGAAGUAUGAAGACGACGAGUACCUUGUCCUCCGAAUAUACUGCUGAAAUAAAUCAACAGAACGACAAUCAGAAUUACAAGAAUAAUUAUUACAGAGGCUACUAUUGAUUUUAUGUAUCAUCUCAAUUUUCAUCAUUGUUGUAACAUAUAUAUGAUCACAUUAGUUGUCUCACAAGAAGCUUUCUUUUUCUUUUAUUUCACUAUUUUGUUUCAUUUAAAUUUCAGUAUUAAAGAAAUGGAAUGAGUUCAAGAGUUGUUUUCUUGCUGAGAGUGAUCGUUUCUAUUUUUAAUCA
Arabidopsis lyrata subsp. lyrata is the source of this 2516-nucleotide messenger RNA. RefSeq names its product protein GLE1. The transcript has 14 exons. The record is from RefSeq and is a predicted model, not a curated record. Gene Ontology annotation, molecular function: translation initiation factor binding; phospholipid binding; inositol hexakisphosphate binding. Bases 505 to 2331 code for a protein of 608 amino acids. Gene Ontology annotation, cellular component: cytoplasm; nuclear pore cytoplasmic filaments; nuclear pore. Gene Ontology annotation, biological process: regulation of translational initiation; regulation of translational termination; poly(A)+ mRNA export from nucleus. Lineage: Eukaryota; Viridiplantae; Streptophyta; Magnoliopsida; Brassicales; Brassicaceae.